AGCAAUUCAGAGAUCCAUCUAUAGGGCACAAGUGCCCUUCAGAGCUACUUCAAGCAGGGCACAGAACUUAAAGGAAGGACGAUGGACCAGCUCCUGUAACACCUGGAAUGUGAUCCAAGUCUGGAGACAAAAUGAUGGUUUGUAGCUAGAAGACAAUGAAACUAGCCAUGGAGCCCUUAUACGAGGAAUACCUUGCCCAUGGCGGCACAAUAGUCAAACCAUAUUACUGGCUCAGCUUCUCCCUGGAUUGUACUAACUGUCCCUACCAUAUUCGGACAGGUGAAGAAGCAAGAGUUCCACACACAGAAUUUCAUCAGCUAUUUGGAUUCCCUUACGGGCCAACAUAUCCUCAAACAAAACACCUUACAUUUUAUGAGCUGAAAACUUCCUCUGGGAACCUGGUGCAAAAGGGCCAUGCUAGCAAUUGCACUGGGAAUCAGACCCACCCAGAAUCAAUGCUGUUCGAGAUAAACGGCUAUCUUGAUUCGGUCAUAUCCAGUCAUAGCAGCAUUAGACAUAUUAUCCUCUAUUCCAACAAGUCUCCUUGUAAUGAGGCAGACCACUGCUGCAUCAGCAAAAUGUACAACUUCCUGAUGAUGUAUCCACAUGUCACUCUUAGUAUUUACUUUUCUCAGCUCUAUCAUACGGAGAAUCAAUUCCCUGCUUCAGCAUGGAACCGUGAGGCUCUCCGGAGCCUGGCCAGCUUCUGGCCCCAGGUCACUGUGAGUCCAAUAAGUGGUGGCAUUUGGCAUUCUCUCCUUGACAACUUUGUUAGUGGCAUCUCAGGAUCAAAUGCCUUCCAGCCCAUUUUAACCGGGAGAGCAUUGGCUGACAGGUACAACGCAUAUGAAAUAAACUCUAUAACAGGAGUGAGACCUUACUUCGUGGACGUUCUUCCCCAGUCCCAGGAGAAUCAGAACACAGAUGCUCGGGCAGCUGGAGAGAACUACCUCUUAAGCAAUGUCUUCCCUAAAUGGUCUUUUCAAGGGACAGCUGGACAAAUGGCACCCGACCUGGGUCCAGACCUCGGGCUUCCUGUUGUUUUUGUGCUGGUGCCUUACAGAGAUCUUCCACCACUGCAGGUGAACAACAACCGGCCCAAACCCAAGAAUGUGGUAAGGCACCUAAAUAUGCCACAACUGUCAUCCUACAAAACCAAGAACGUCACAGAGCCUCCCAUGGGAAGACCAGUGGAGAUCGUUGAAAUCACAGAGUGGUCAGCAAGAAGCAAGGAGGCAGAUGAAAAGAAGGAAUGA
Molecule: messenger RNA, 1256 nt
Organism: Jaculus jaculus (lesser Egyptian jerboa)
Lineage: Eukaryota; Metazoa; Chordata; Mammalia; Rodentia; Dipodidae
Gene: Apobec4
Product: apolipoprotein B mRNA editing enzyme catalytic polypeptide like 4
Exons: 2
Coding region: 156-1256 (366 amino acids)
Source: RefSeq, a predicted model, not a curated record